Messenger RNA from Folsomia candida, 750 nucleotides. RefSeq lists its product as uncharacterized. The record is from RefSeq and is a predicted model, not a curated record. Lineage: Eukaryota; Metazoa; Arthropoda; Collembola; Entomobryomorpha; Isotomidae. The coding region runs from base 58 to 675 and encodes 205 amino acids. The transcript is spliced from 2 exons.
UCGACUCAUUCUUUCUCCAGCUCAAGCCCGUAUUAAUCACAAAUAAAUAAUUCUGCAAUGAAGACGAUAAAUUACCUUUCAUUUUCCACAUUCACUUUUUCGGUUAUAAUUUGCCUAGUAAAUUCCGCUGUACUCGAAUAUAGUUACGCGGAACUUCUGCAAGCUCUGAAUUAUAAUGAUUCCUGUGAUUAUGAAAUUGAAUCCGUUAGACAAAAUUAUCUUGUGCCAGGAAAUCCAAGCCAAGCAGGGAUUUUAAGACGAAGAUACGUCGAAACCGUAGAACGAUUACAGCAACCAAUGUGCAACGCCCUGAAACUUUUAGUAUGCAACCCACAAACAAAUCGAUGCGAUUGUGGGAAUCCGGCAAAAAUAGUCUUCAACCCAGGCGUUGCAGGAAGCGAGGGGUUUACGGUAGAAGACGGACAAUAUUGCAGAUGGGCUGUUGGUGGAUACUGUACCCCUGAAAUCGAAUCGGAAAAGGAUAACGCAUCCCAAUGGUGUGAACGUGGUGCGACGUGCAUGCUAACUGGAAAUACGUGGGGGGUCUGUUCUUAUGCUAAAAUUGUAGAUUACCUUAUUACAAAUAACAUAACAUCUACAAAAGCCGGAAAUACGGCGAUAAUGUCUGGAAAGGUGUGCUCAUGUAAAAAGGAGCCAAGUAAGAAUACCUUAUGAAUACGUACUUAUUUGUGAAACAACAAAUAUCGCUGGAAAUAAAUUUAAUUAGUCCAUGCACACUAAAAAACGUAA